Messenger RNA from Venustampulla echinocandica, 2094 nucleotides. RefSeq lists its product as uncharacterized. Gene Ontology annotation, cellular component: mitochondrion. Lineage: Eukaryota; Fungi; Ascomycota; Leotiomycetes; Helotiales; Pleuroascaceae. The transcript is spliced from 2 exons. The record is from RefSeq and is a predicted model, not a curated record. The coding region runs from base 1 to 2094 and encodes 697 amino acids.
AUGCCUACUAUCAAGGGGAGUUCGAGGUUUCUUCGGGGGUUGGCGAGGCAGGCCAGUAUACCUGCCGCAGAUAUUCCUGCCUUUCUCUGCCCUGGCCUACUCAGCAUCCCACGCCUUCAACCCUUGAAAUUCUGCUGCAAGCUGUCGCAACUCUCCUCCCAGCAACCACGCCGAUUUUUGAAUUCUGCGGCACCCAGCCUUUCUUUUACCGCUCCGGUUAAGCAAGAAGCUCUCCUUGCACAGGCAAGUCUGCCGGAGCAAUGCUCGGGAUGCGGCGCGCCUUCGCAGACGGUCUUGGAGAACGAGCCGGGCUAUUAUAAGGUUACAAGGAAGUCCGUAAAGGAGUGGAUUCAAGGCAGGAAAGAAUCACCGGAGGAUACUAUAGUCAAAGCAUCACUGGAAAAUGCUGGCGAGUUGGCUGGCGACCUGGAUUUUGAAGACUUUUCGAGGCCUAAAAAAAAUGUCGAGCCCCCCGUGUGCGAUCGUUGCCAUAAGUUAAAGCACCAUGAAACCGGAGUAUCCAUACACCAUCCCUCUAUACGAUCAAUUCAAGAUACGAUUUUCGAAUCUCCACAUAAAUAUAACCAUAUCUAUCAUGUUAUUGAUGCCGCCGAUUUCCCCAUGUCUGUAGUACCUGGGUUGCACAAACUACUCCAUUUGACACCUCAAAGGUCUCUGAAUAGACGGUCAAAGACGGGAAAAUUCUAUCAUGGCCGCAAGACCGAAGUCAGUUUUAUUAUUACCCGUUCCGAUUUACUGGCGCCUCUGAGGGUCCAGGUUGACUCCAUGAUGCCGUAUUUGCGGGAAGUUCUCCGAGAUACCUUGGGAAGAUCGGGGAAGGAUGUACGGCUGGGGAACAUUAGAUGCGUUAGUGCAAAGCGGUCGUGGUGGGUUAAAGAGUUGAAGGAGGAGAUAUGGCAUAGGGGAGGUGGUGGAUGGAUGGUUGGGAAGGUCAAUGUUGGGAAGAGCCAGCUGUUCCACGACGUCUUCCCAAAAGGUCGACAAAACCCUAUCACAAAACCUCGUCCAUCUGAAGUGCCCUCUAAAGCGCCCAUGACUCUGGACACAUUGCGCGAAUCGUUUUUACGUGAAGACGCUUCCGAUCCGCAAGAAGAGAGCCCACAGACACCGGAGCAGAGUGAAGGCGAGAGCGAAUGGCAGGCUCCAGAACCGCUCGAUACAUCAUUACUACUUCCUCCGGCUCCUCAGGAGGUCGACUAUCCAGCCAUGCCCCUUGUCUCCUCUCUACCGGGCACGACAGCUUCUCCGAUUCGCCUUUCCUUUGGAAAUGGAAAGGGAGAGUUAAUCGAUCUUCCUGGUCUCUCUCGUGGCGACUUGGAGCUUCAUGUACAACAAGAACACCGAUCCUCCCUAGUGAUGCGAUCUCGUGUCCAACCUGAACAGCAAGUCAUCAAACCAGGGCAGUCUCUACUCCUAGGUGGCUUCAUACGCAUUGCGCCUACUACUCCUGAUGUCAUGAUUCUGGCCUAUUCUUUCACACCCAUCAAUUCACAUUUGACAUCUACGGAAAAGGCCAUCGGGAUCCAGACCCGUACAAGAGAAACCAACGUCGAGAACAUCUCCCUGCCCGGCACUGCAGAUAAAAUAGCAUCUGCUGGGACCUUCCACCUCAAAUGGGAUGUUACCCGUGAACGUAGCGGCCCACUGACUAGAAAUGACGCUGUCGGUCUAAAAGUAGAAAGACUCCCCUUCCGCGUACUAGCAACCGAUAUCCUUAUCGAAGGCUGUGGCUGGGUCGAGCUCGUGGCACAGGUGCGGAAGCCCCGUGUCGAAAAUAUUCCUGCCCAGGAAAUAGCCAAGGCUGAAGACGAAAAUGCGAGAGAGGCGGGCGAAUGGCUGGGGACCGCGGAAGAAAACGGAGACAAGGAAGACGUUCACCAAGAAGUGGUGGAUCCUAACUGGCCUGCCGUGGAAGUCUUCACGCCCGAGGGGAAAUUCGUCGCUGCAAGGAGACCGAUGAAUGCUUGGUUACUCACGGCCAGCAAGCCUGUGAAAGGGAAGCUGCAAGGGCGGCCAAGGAAAUCUAUGAAGGGGAUGAAGAAGGUGGGGAAGAGCGGCAGGAAACAGGGGUAA